AUGGCGAGACGAGAAGACCCAAAUUUGUUUGAGGAUGAACCCGAAGUUAAUCCGUUUUCGGUCGGGUCACACCCUCCUUAUGUGGUUGCUGAUACACUGGGUUUUGGCCAGAAAUAUGAUGCCGUUAUUGAUAUACCGUUAGAUACAGUGAAUGACUCGAGGAAGAAGGAUAAAGAACUUGCUGCUUGGGAAUCAGAUUUGAACAGGAGAGAAAGGGAGAUCAAACGUAGGGAAGAGGCUGUUGCUGGAGCUGGUGUUAUUGUGGAUGAUAAAAACUGGCCCCCAUUUUGUCCCAUUAUUCACCAUGAUAUAGCCAACGAAAUUCCAAUCCAUGCUCAGAAGUUGCAGUAUCUGGCUUUUGCAAGUUGGUUAGGCAUCGUCUUUUGCCUCUUUUUCAAUAUCAUUGCCAUCACUGUUUGCUGGAUAAUGGUUGAUGGGGUCAAGAUCUUCCUCCUUGCAGUAAUAUACGCCCUACUUGGAUGGCCGCUCUCGUAUGUGCUUUGGUACCGGCCUUUAUACCGUGCAAUGAGGACUGAUAGUGCACUGAAAUUCGGCUGGUUUUUCUUGUUCUACUUGCUCCAUCUUGGUUUUUGCAUAGUUGCUGCAAUCGCACCCCCUAUUUUCUUCAACGGGAAAUCAUUAACGACUGAUAGUGCACUGAAAUUCGGCUGGUUUUUCUUGUUCUACUUGCUCCAUCUUGGUUUUUGCAUAGUUGCUGCAAUCGCACCCCCUAUUUUCUUUAAUGGGAAAUCAUUAACGGGCAUACUUUCUGCUAUUGAUGUCAUCUCCACCAAUGUGUUGGUAGGGAUUUUCUACCUGAUUGGAUUUGGUUUGUUUUGCUUGGAGUCGCUCUUGAGCCUGUGGGUUCUCCAGAAAAUAUACAGGUACUUUAGGGGGCACAAGUAA
Molecule: messenger RNA, 906 nt
Organism: Striga hermonthica
Lineage: Eukaryota; Viridiplantae; Streptophyta; Magnoliopsida; Lamiales; Orobanchaceae
Source: the annotation of a GenBank genome assembly